AUGGAAAAAGAAAAUUUGUUUCUGAAUUGUGGGUCGGAACAGUUUCAGAAUUUUUUCUGUAAUCCCAGCUGGGAAAAUUCAGUGGAACAAAAUGAUCCAUUUGAGUCUGCAUUAAGCUCAAUGGUUUCUUCUCCAGUUGCUUAUGCUACUGCCUCUGGCAACAAUGAUGGAGAGAAUAUUGUGAUAAGAGAACUGAUUGGUAGACUAGGAAGCAUAUGCAAUUCAGGGGAAAUUUCUCCAAGUACUAAUACUUCACGCUAUAGCACCCCGUUGAAUUCUCCUCCAAAGGUUAAUCUGUCAAUGAUGGAUAAUCAAAUCCGGAGGAAUUUGCAAAACUCUGGAAAUAAUUUUCCAAGCUUUGCACCAUUUUCGACCGAUCCAGGAUUCGCGGAAAGGGCUGCAAGAUUUUCUUGUUAUGCUAAACUUGGGUUGAAUAAUGAUUCUGAAUUGCCUCAUAGAUUGGUGCCUCAACUGGAUUCUGGUAAUCUCUCGAGAGUUUCGAGUAAUCAGUCCUUCAAAUUUUCUGGAUCUCCCCCAAUGGGAGUUCAAGAAAACAGGAAUGCCUCACUUCAGGAAGGAAUUUCAGCCUCGUAUAGAAGAUUAGGCAGGUUUUCGAGAUCUUCGACUCCGGAAAAAACAGAAUUUGGGGAUUCCAGGGAGAACUCUUCAGUUUCUGAGCAGAUCCCAGUUGGGGAAAAUGGCUUCAAAGGCCAAAAUAAUUCAAAUUCAAGAAAGAGGAAAUCAGUUCCCAGGGGAAAGGCUAAAGAAAUCCCUGCCAAAGAUGUCAACGUUGCUUCAGAAAACAGUGAAUCAAGUGCAAAAAGAAGCAAGUCAUAUGACGAAAGUUCAAUUGAAAAGGGUAAUACAAUAAAAGCAGAUGCAAGCGAAUCUGAUAAAGUUACUGGAGAUGGAAAUCAGAAACAACCUAAGGAAAAUGCAAAGCCUCCAGAGCCUCCAAAGGACUAUAUUCAUGUUAGGGCUAGAAGGGGACAGGCUACAGAUGCCCAUAGUCUUGCUGAAAGAGUUCGACGAGAGAAGAUUAGUGAAAGGAUGAAAGUCCUACAAGAACUUGUCCCAGGUUGCAAUAAGGUUACUGGAAAAGCUGUAAUGCUUGAUGAGAUUAUAAAUUAUGUCCAGUCUUUACAACGACAAGUUGAGUUCCUUUCGAUGAAAUUGGCUAUUAUUAAUCCAAACAUGGAGUUCAAUGUAGAAGCUCUGAUGUCCAAGGAUAUAUUCGGUUCUCGUGGAUCUUUUCUUCAUAACUUGUAUACAUCAGAUGCCUAUCCUUCCCAAUCUCAACCAGGACAAAACUUGCAUAAUGGCAUUCCUAAUGGAACAGAAAUGCCCUUUCAAAAUGGUCGAAAUCAAAGCAUUCAAAUGCCUACUCUGGACAAUGCUAGUGAACCUGUUUCUCAGGCUUCGACAUUCUGGGAGGAUGAUCUCCAUAGCCUUGUUCAGAUGGGAUUUGGGCAAAAUGAGACACAAAGUUUUCACGCAAUUCUCCCCACAGCUUCGUUAACUAUAUUCAUUUGA
This is a messenger RNA of Fraxinus pennsylvanica, 1533 nucleotides long. NCBI's taxonomy places the organism in Eukaryota, Viridiplantae, Streptophyta, Magnoliopsida, Lamiales, Oleaceae. The record is from the annotation of a GenBank genome assembly.